This is a messenger RNA of Heterocephalus glaber (naked mole-rat), 6465 nucleotides long. RefSeq names its product F-box protein 32 (gene Fbxo32). The record is from RefSeq and is a predicted model, not a curated record. Gene Ontology annotation, biological process: protein ubiquitination. Gene Ontology annotation, molecular function: protein binding. Lineage: Eukaryota; Metazoa; Chordata; Mammalia; Rodentia; Bathyergidae. Gene Ontology annotation, cellular component: cytoplasm; SCF ubiquitin ligase complex; nucleus.
GCGCUGCGCCGCACUCCGCGCCCGCCUCUUCCCCGCCGCCCGCUGGUCCCGUCCCCGUCCCGUCCCAUCCCUCUCCGCCCCUCUCCGCCCGGCCCCUCGUGGCGCUGCCAUGCCGUUCCUGGGGCAGGACUGGCGGUCCCCGGGGCAGAGCUGGGUGAAGACGGCCGACGGCUGGAAGCGCUUCCUGGACGAAAGGAGCGGCGGCUUCGUGAGCGACCUCAGCGGUUACUGCAGCAAGGAGGUGUACAAUAAGGAGAACCUUUUCAAUAGCCUGAAUUAUGAUGUCGCGGCCAAGAAGAGAAAGAAGGACAUACUAAAUAGCAAAACCAAAACUCAAUAUUUCCACCAAGAAAAAUGGAUCUAUGUUCACAAAGGAAGUACUAAAGAGCGCCAUGGCUAUUGCACACUGGGGGAAGCUUUCAACAGACUGGACUUCUCCACUGCCAUUCUGGACUCCAGAAGGUUCAGCUACGUCGUCCGGCUGUUGGAACUGAUAGCAAAGUCACAGCUCACAUCCCUGAGUGGCAUCGCCCAGAAGAACUUCAUGAACAUCUUGGAAAAAGUGGUUCUGAAAGUGCUUGAAGACCAGCAAAACAUCAGACUGAUCCGAGAACUGCUGCAGACCCUCUACACAUCCUUGUGUAUGCUGGUCCAGAGGGUUGGCAAGUCCGUGCUGGUGGGCAACAUCAACAUGUGGGUGUAUCGGAUGGAGACGAUCCUGCACUGGCAGCAGCAGCUGAACAACAUCCAGAUCACCAGGCCUGCCUUCAGAGGCCUCACCUUCACCGACCUGCCCCUGUGCUUGCAACUGAACAUCAUGCAGAGGCUGAGCGAUGGGCGUGACCUGGUCAGCUUGGGCCAGGUGGCCCCUGAGCUGCACGUGCUCAGCGAGGACCGGCUGCUGUGGAAGAGACUCUGCCAGUACCAUUUCUCCGAGCGGCAGAUCCGUAAGCGAUUAAUUGUGUCAGACAAAGGGCAGCUGGAUUGGAAGAAGAUGUAUUUCAAGCUUAUCCGAUGUUACCCAAGGAAAGAGCAGUAUGAAGACACUCUCCAGCUUUGCAGACAUUGUCACAUCCUCUCCUGGAAGGGCACUGACCAUCCAUGCACAGCCAACAACCCAGAGAGCUGCUCCGUUUCCCUUUCACCCCAGGACUUUAUCAACUUGUUCAAGUUCUGAUCCCAGCACGUGUUGGCGCUUCACAGGGGCCCUGCUGGCUGGAUGGCUAGGAGCACAGAGCUUGGACACUUCAUUUGUAAACAGUGUACAUGCGAAACAUUGGCAUGAGACUUCUGAGAUUAGUCACCGAGGACGCUGGAGGGAACGGUGCAUUUGCCAACAGGAAUUUAAGAAUGUUAAUUUCACAACUGGCAUGGAAAAGCAGAAAUACUGUAAAUAAACUUUUCCUAACAAUUUACCAGGAAGACUAUAAGGGCAAGAAUUCUAUGUCAACCAUGAAAAUGGAAUUCUCUCAAAGUUCACAGAAACUCCUUUAUAGCUGUUCCCUAGGAAGAAAUAGGCAAAACUCAAAUACAAGGUAGAACGCUCUUUGUUUACAAUGUGAAAAUUUGUUUAGACAAAAAACAAGAAGAAAGAAAGACAAACUACAUAUGAGAAGUUCCUGGGCUUUUGGUUUUGAUUGUGUGUGUGCUGAAAAGGCAAAGAAAUAGCACCCUGCUGAAGUGCACAGCGAAGGCCUCGUCCCAUGAAGAUGCCACACAAUGGUCUACCUCUCACAGCAUAGAGUGCUCUCCGACAGUGUGCAUUACCCAGUAGGCAGUGUCUGUGUUUCUUGUAAGUUUAUCACUAUAAAAAGUGAUUUAAAAUGGAAAGGAUAUUGGAAGCAAUCUUCAUCUUGUUUCAGACUUCCUUUUUAGGCAAAGGGGGCCCUGUUUGGAGUUUGAUCCUUCCUAAAACAGUCUGACAAGUGUAUGUGCCUUUUUUUCCUUUCUUGUUGGAGCUCAUUUGGGAAAACAGAAGGCUGAUUAAGAACAGUUCUGGAGAAGUCCAUACUGCAGAAAACAGAAUGAGGCAACUCAGAUGUGAGGACCUCCUUCUUCCAGUCUGACUUCCAGGCUUUCCUGGCUUCCUUGGGCAUCUUCACGGAUAAGCAGUAUCUGUGAACUGACUGGAGCCCAGUGCUGAGGCUGGUGAGGCGGGCUUUUCAUUUUGGAAAUAAAACAUUUUGCCAGCUGCUGUUCCCCUUGGCAGGGUGAAGAACUGAGGAGCUUGCUUUUAAGUCCGACAUUAAAAAUGAGUCAACAUGAGCUAGGGCCUUUUGCAAGGGUGAUUAAAAACAAAGCCUGCAGUUCAGGUCAGAGAGGUAAGAUAAAUGAGUUCAUCUUAAAACUUGCUUCAGGGCUGGAUAGUUAAGAAGGACAGACUUAAAACAUGCAGAUCCCAGGGGAUCAUGUGAGGCAAAUUUUAGCAGAUCACUGUGGAAGAAAGGAAAUCUCAGGAUCUAAUGAGUUAAUUAUCAGCUAUUCCUGGAAGAGGGUGGGAAUGUUUUUAUGUUUUUUCACUUUUUAUAGACUUGCUUUUCUACAACAAUGUACACAGAUUUGCAGUUGUAUUUGGUUUAUGUCCCCAGAGUUUCCACCCUGCAUGCCUUUGGCAUGAAAUAGGAACCUGGUGUUGCAUUCACUUUGUACCCUAAGCCCUGACCUGGGAGGUGCCCCUGGGCAGGAGAGAAAGAGGGCUGAGCAUGUGCAGAAACAAAGAGGGAGCCAGUGGUACGCAGUCCCCCAGGACCCUAACAACACCCCAGGUCAGCAUUCUGAGGAGAAGCACGCUUCUCCAGGCUCCUCACUUCGCAGUAUUUGUGCAGGAUUUCUCGGUGUUUCUUUCAUGACCAUUCCCCUGAGAAGGAAAAAAACCAAACUGAGUUUAAAUUGUCCCUAAUGAGAAAAAUGAAAUGUGAAUAGUUUUUGUUUUACAAGGUUGAGUUUGGAAGGCCACAAACCAUUGUCAUAGCUAAGAAGCUUGUGUGGUUUUUUUUUUUUGGUUUUUCUCCUGACUCAGUUUUAUGUUGAGAAUUCAGGGCAUAGACUAUUAAAUAGAAAGCUACUUUUAUAAUUUUCAGAUUUUCUCAAAUACUUCUCAACAGUACAUAACAGAGCUGGGUCUGCCAUUGCCAUGGAAGGCUCUGGAAGCUUUUAGGUUUAGGGAUUCGUGGGCUUUCACAUUUUCCCACCAACUCAUGACCUCUGCUCCCCUGUGCUGCUCAGGGGAUGCAGGGUCCAUAUGGUAGCACCUCUGGGUUCACAGGCCCGGAAGCCUUGCUGCUUUGGGCUGUCAGCACAAAGCCACUGGCAAACCAGCCGCAGAGUGUGAGCAGCAAACACAUUUCACAUCACACCCGCCACCCAGCAACAACCUGCAUCUUUGCAAAAUGACCCCACCCCAAGAGAUAGAGGCACAGUUUUCUGAAAUAUCUACCAAGAUGGUGUCUGCAGAUUCUCCCCGUAUUCUUUGGUAUUAGUGGAUGUGAUAUGUGAAAGAGUCAAGGAAAUUUUCUAAGGAUGAAAAAGAAGAAACCAACAUUUGUAGGUCUCUUUCAUUGGAAGAGGAGCAUAAGGAAGAAAAUGGCAGGUGGAGAUGGAGAGGGAACGGAACAUUAUGGUUUGGGUGGGGAGGUGGAGAAAGCAGAGCAGGCAGAGUGUGUGUUUAGCUGUGUGGUGUCCAUGCGGCAUGGCCAAAGCCUCAUAUCUAAGUAUAUGUAAGCACAGUGAGUUAACAAGGUUCUUGCUCACAGGGCACUAACAACCUACCGAAUUCUUCCUAUUGGCAAACCCAUGCAGGACAUCCGGGCCUAAAAAACAAAAAUAAAGAGGUCCUGGGGCCUGAGAUUUAGCUCAAUGGUUCCAGCACAUGCCUUGCAAGCACGAGGUCCCAAGUUCAAUCCCCAUUACCAAAAAUAAAUAAAUAAACCAAAAAAAUAAAAAACCAAGAAGUCCUAUCUCAGAACAAGAAGUGUAAAAGUGAGCUAGGGCAUGACGGCGGAAAUUGCUGAAGAGGGAGAAUGCCGUACCCUUUACUUUACCGGCCUAGCCCCAUCUUACACCAGUGAAGCAGAACCAGCAGUUAGUGUCCAUUGUGCUGGAACUUGCACUCCCAGAGAAAGGGUUCUGACCAAGCUGUGUGCGCAAAUCCAAGAGACGCUACAAUUUGGCCCAGCUCAAAGGCUCACAGGAAGUAAGUGUGAAGUCUCUUCAGACAAAUGCCCACCAUUUGUGGAAAGGAGAAUAUAUAAAGUUUAGAAGAGCUCACUUUAUGGCAAGAUCCAGCAAAAAACUCCAAUGAUAUUUUAAAUGAGAUUGUAACAUCACCCCAAUGCUGUUGCUAUUAGCAAAUGAAACAGUUGAAUGGGUGAUAAAAAGGAAAAAGUUACCAGGUCAAAAAUUCCCCAGUGGUGAGCUGAUACUUGACAGUGAUAAUUUCAUAGCGAAGUGACUUGAGGGAGUUAGCUUUCUUUUUGGUACCAGGGAUCAAACUUGGAUCCUUGCACUUGCGAGGCAGGCAUCAGAACCACUGAGCUAAAUCCCCGGCCUUGAAGGAGUUAGUUUUUAUGCUGCAAAAAUCUCAACAGGAGUAGAUUCCACUCAGAGCUAUGAAGUAAGACAGUGGGUUUGUAUCGUGUUACUGCCACAGUGCUCAUCUUUUGGGGGCCGCGAAGCUUCUCAUGGGAGCUGGCAUCGUUUUUGUACAGAACAGAAAGAGCUUGAAAUUUCUUUUGUGUAAGCCAGUUGUCAGAUUUACAAGGAAUUUAAAUGAUUGGAAGAGAUGUUCAGCAGUGUAUCUGUCUUAACAUUUGAUACAGGGUUUAUUAUAAAAGAAGCCCCUGAGUUUAUAUUUUUUUCUUCCAGGCUAUAGGAUAAUAACUUCUUGCUAUGCAAACACUCUGUAUUUUAUGUGUGAAAUUUUUAACUGAUUUUAUGUGUGCCUUUUUUAACUAAACUCUGCCAUCGUUUUCUAUGUUGACAUCGGUUGAGGGGUUUUAAAAUCUGUUUCCAGCUAUUCGUAUCUGUCAGCCACCUCGUCUGACUGGAUGCUGGCCUGAAGUGCUGUUAGUACUUACACGGGCCUCAGAAGUACCCUGACCUCUAGCCACAGGCAGAGAAACCGCUCUUGAAGACACCCUGGGCCUUUGAUGGUUCCAGCAAACAAGGUCAUAACUCCUUUAAACUUGAUUUUUGGGGGUAGGUGUGUUCUCUGUUUGGUCAGGAGGGUGAAACAGCUGUGGUUUUCCAACUGGAGGAAACUUCUACCCCUGACUGCAGGCCAGGAAGGGUGGUCAGAGAGGGUAGAACCUGACACUGCCCUCACACGAGAUGGGGACGUGUCUCUAGUGUUGGGGCGUGCCUCGGCCCCACUGGUCCAGAGUGGCAGAGUGAAUGGGAAACUGGGGCGUCUUGAGCCCCCAUAUUGUCGCCCAUCACCGAGUACCUUGUGGCAGGCUGCGGACAGGCCAGGUUGUGCUCCUGCGGUUCUUCUCAGGGUCCUCACUGUGGUGGGCUGCCUCAUGGUGGAGAUCUGGCCAUUACGCCUGAUUCUCACCGAGUCAGGAACCACUUAACCCUUGUACAUCUGUGACUCUGCCGUGAGCACAGCGUUCUGGUGAGUACACCUGGCGUGCUAACAUACACAGCAUAUUUAGACGAACUCAUUUUUCCCUUGGGUACUCAAUCACAAAGGUGGCCCUUAUUUUAAAAGGUAAGAGCUGAGCAGUGCUUGUUUUCUGGAAACGGAGGUUCUGAUGAUACCCAGCAGCAGCUCCUGUCUGCCUGGACUGAGGUACACACUCCAUCCAUCCUGUCUCCUCCAUCACCACCUGAGCUUCGAGACUGCAGUGGACAUUCUCUGCCCAGCCUCGUCUUCACCAAGCAAUGAGUCUACCCCAUGAGGCUGCACUGUGACUUUGUCCGCUGCCGUUUUUCAAAGUGUCCUUGGCCUCAACAAAUUUCUCAAAACUGAGGCCCUGCUCCAUUUGGCAAAAAAAUGGGUGGCUGCUCCAAACUGCACUUCUUGAAGCUCCGUCUGCUACAUUAUUUUUGGAGUUUGACUUUUCUUGUCUUUGAGUGUAGCUGUGUUUAGUUAGUGAUGCACAAAUCUGUUAAACAGAAAGCUCCAGUCCCUUCUCUGAGCUGAGAACCUUUGGCACCACCUUUACCCCACCCAGUGCCAGUCACCUGGCUAAAGGGCAUGUAUAUUACAGUCCAUGCCCUAAGCUUAGAGGCUUUAAUGUACGAACUAUUACAGGAUUGAACAUCGUACCUGAAAGUAUAAGAUUAGACCAAUUACAUGCAGAGAUGUGUAUUUAAUACUGUGUGAGCUAGUCCUGUAUAAAUUAUUUGCACACUUUUCUUGCAUGAUGAACUGAUUUUUACAGUUGUUUGUACCAGACAGUGGCAUAUUUUUGUAAAAAUUUUUUGACACUGAAUUGCAAUAAAUGUUUUUCCAACAACACA